AUGGCUAUUAAAUAUAAUACUCCAGAAUUUUUGCAAGGAUUUGUGUUGGAAAACACAGUAUUGAUCGCUGGAUUUUCUCUUACCAACGGAAUCAUAGCUGCCACUGCAUUUGUACGAGAUACUAUCUCCGGUCCUCAUGUGUUGGCCUUUAGCAUAAUCCAUUUAAUGUCAGUUAGUACUGGUACUGUCCAUACUAAAGUAAGUGAUAUGAAGUACAUGUUGGUUGUGUUCCCAGUGGUCCUUAUGCUCAAUUCUAUUGCAUCAACCAUGUUUUUCACUUUGAAGCUUCUUCAGUUGUAUUCUGAUUGGCUUGUCCAACAUCAAAACUCUGAUUUGGAAAAUCAAGCUCAUGAUGUGAUUAGCACAAGACAUUCCAUCAACUCUACCAUAAAGAAUGAUCAAUUGGGGCAAUCACCAAUAGUGACUAAGAAGGUGUCCGAGAAGACUUUGGUUAAUGAAUACCCAACCAAUACUAUCUUUCAUUACAAUACAACAUAUGCCAUUGGGCCGCAGUUUACUUCAGCUCCGGCACUGGAGCCACCACCUCCGCCACCAGUAUCAGAUCCAAAUACGCAGUCAAUCAACUUCGACUCCAAUAAGUCCACUCUAGUAGGAACAACUUCUUCAAAUGGCACUUCCACACAAUUGAACCGCAUAAGCUACCAAUCAGCUAACCUUUUAUUUGCUGAAAAGACCCCAGCAUCAUCAACAUCAUCUUCAUCAGAAAAUAAUGAUACACAUGAACCCUUCAAAGGGGACACCCACUAUAAUUCUAGUCAACUAACAGUGCCUUCAUGUCUCCCCAAAGUUAGAAAGAAAUCAUCAGAUAUCAUAAAUACCCCAAUUCUGUCUCCUAACAGAGCUCAAAUUGUUCAUAAGUCAAAGUCAACUUCGGUUAUCAGUGAAGCAGAUGCUGCUACAGCUAAGGAAAGAAACUUUGUAAUUUCCAAUGAGAAGGUACUUCUCCUAAAUAUAAAUGAGUCCUUGCUUCCUCCGCUCUUAAGACACGGAGAAAGCCCCAUAUUAGAAAGACAAAGACAACAGAAAGAAUACGAGCUUCUUUCUCAAACUCAAGUAAAAGCAAAAGCUCAAACUCAAUCUGAAAGAUUACAACAAACACAAUCACAGAGACUGGUAUCUCGUGAUGAACGUCUGAGCAAAUACACCCAAUCCAAAUCGUUCACAGAUAAGCAAACAACGAUCUCCAAGUCAGAGUUAUCGAGGAUUCUGGAAUCCCAUAACCUUUCUGACAGUGAAAACAUACCAUUACCGUAUAUAGAAGAGUUUGGUGGAUGUAAUUCUUCUUUAGAUCAGGAGGAAGCCUUUGCAAGUUUUGAUGGUUCCUAUGCUAGUCAAGAUCAGAAAAUUGACUGUGAGCAAGGUAGUCCACUUCAGAAUAAGUCAAGAAAUGUUCUUAGUGGACUUGAAACAGUACAAGGAUACUCUCAAUGGGAUCCUUCAACACUUGCUCAUAAGAAGGACAAUAUCAAGGGAAACGUAAACCAUAUUUCACUUGGUGAUUGGCUUCAAAAAUCUGAUCAAUGGAAUCAAAGAAGAGUUGGUUCAGGCGUCAGAAUAGCAUCUUUCCCCUUACAAGAUGCUACAGGAAAACAAUUACCUAAAGCAUACACUUAUGAUGAUUUAAUGCUUGAUGAUGGACAAAGAAAUAUUACCAGCUACUUUCAAAGAAGUUCACAAGCUGAAGAAUAUGUUCCUAAUGGAAGCUUUGAUAAGAUUUUUGAUGUUACAAUUGGGUUAGAUAAUGAUCAAGAUCAAGAUUCUGUUAAUGAUAAGCAACAACGUGAAGUGUUUCCUAAUACUGUUCUGGAUAGAACAACAAGUGCACCAUCUUUACACACAUUCAGAAAGCCCAGUAACACCGAAGAAAGUUCAACAAACAGCUAUGGUACUAGAUACUCAGAAGGUGCAGAUGUUGACCGAUCUUUAAAGCUAACGGAAAUAGAUAUCCAUACUGGGGAUGAAGCAGAACAACAGCCCGAAACACCAAAGCCUUCGCCAAUAAAACGAUUCUUUCAAGAAUCACCAAGGAAAUUGAGUUCUGUGUUUAAGCGGAAUUCCAGGACUAGUUUUGACGGAAGUUUCAUGUAUCCCAGACACAAACAUACUGGAUCUACAGUAUCCAAUCAGUUUUCAAUGAAUUCAACAGCGUCGUCCAGGUCUUUGCCCAAGAAGUCUCUCAAAUCAAUGUUAACCCACAAGGCACUGCUGCUACUGCAAAGGCCAGAAGUAUCAUCCAGACGGAAUUCACAAUCACAAGCAUUUAGAAAACGUGCAUUCGAUACGCACCAAUCCCAUAACUCUGUUCCUAAUUUCUCUUCGUUUCAUCUUGAUUCUGGAAUGGUGGAUCAUUACUUUACCAAAUUUUCCUCUCCAGGAUUCUCUUCAGAUCAGUUAGAAGCAUGGGAUAUUAAUAUGGUUCCCGACUCUGAUAAUUCCCGUGUUCUGUCUGUUCCAAGUGCCGUGAUUGGUCAAUAUGACCGGGAGAAAUGGAGAACGUUGAAAGAAUUAGAGACUAUCAAUCAGCAUCGCACUAUUUCUAGUAAUUUAUCUACCUAA
Lizanozyma spartinae is the source of this 2577-nucleotide messenger RNA. RefSeq lists its product as uncharacterized. The record is from RefSeq and is a predicted model, not a curated record. Lineage: Eukaryota; Fungi; Ascomycota; Pichiomycetes; Serinales; Debaryomycetaceae. Bases 1 to 2577 code for a protein of 858 amino acids. The transcript is spliced from 4 exons.